Lates calcarifer (barramundi perch) is the source of this 2151-nucleotide messenger RNA. It is a transcript of the gene gcdhb, whose product is annotated as glutaryl-CoA dehydrogenase b. The record is from RefSeq and is a predicted model, not a curated record. Bases 109 to 1431 code for a protein of 440 amino acids. Gene Ontology annotation, cellular component: mitochondrial inner membrane. Gene Ontology annotation, molecular function: glutaryl-CoA dehydrogenase activity; fatty-acyl-CoA binding; flavin adenine dinucleotide binding. Gene Ontology annotation, biological process: fatty-acyl-CoA biosynthetic process; fatty acid beta-oxidation using acyl-CoA dehydrogenase. The transcript is spliced from 12 exons. NCBI's taxonomy places the organism in Eukaryota, Metazoa, Chordata, Actinopteri, Centropomidae.
AUGACGUCAGGUUGUGUUUUGACGUGGAGUGUCGCUGCAACCUGAGAGGCAUAAAAAGGAAAUAAGGACAAGGGUUGUUGUCCCACAUUACACAGACUAAUAUCCAUCAUGGCAUUGAGAAGCGCUGUGUGCCGUCUCCUGGUCAACCCACGGAGAUGUGCCAUCAUCUCAGCCUCCAGAACACAGGGAACUGCAGCACCUGCCAGAUGGGAUGCAGAGAAGACUGAGCAGAAGUCCAAAGCACCUAAGGUUCAGUUCAACUGGCGUGAUGCUCUGGACCUGGAGGGCCAGCUGACGGAGGAGGAGAUCAUGAUCAGGGACUCCUUUCGGACCUACUGCCAAGAGAAACUUAUGCCUCGCAUCCUGAUGGCAAACAGAGAUGAAGUAUUCCACAGGGAAAUUGUGUCAGAGAUGGGAGAGAUGGGUGUCCUGGGCCCAACCAUCAAAGGUUAUGGCUGUGCUGGGACAAGCUAUGUGGCCUAUGGUUUGAUUGCGAGAGAAGUGGAGAGAGUGGACAGCGGCUAUCGCUCAGUCAUGAGUGUGCAGUCGUCACUGGUCAUGCAUCCCAUUUACGCCUAUGGCACAGAGGAGCAGAAAGAGAAGUACCUCCCCAAGCUGGCUCGCGGAGAGAUCCUGGGCUGCUUUGGCUUGACGGAGCCUAACCAUGGCAGUGACCCCAGCAGCAUGGAGACCAGAGCCAAAUACAAUCCGUCCAGUCGCACCUAUAGUCUCACCGGCUCAAAGACCUGGAUCACCAACUCCCCAGUGGCGGACAUUGCUGUGGUAUGGGCCAAAUGUGAUGACGGGAAGGUCCGUGGCUUCAUCUUGGAGCGUGGCAUGAAGGGCCUCUCUACACCUAAGAUCGAGGGAAAGUUCUCCCUGAGAGCCUCUGCCACUGGUAUGAUCCUCAUGGACGAGGUUGAGGUUCCCGAGGAGAAUCUGCUGCCUAAAGUCUCCGGCCUCGGGGGUCCUUUUGGCUGCUUGAACAAUGCCCGUUAUGGCAUUGCGUGGGGUGCUUUGGGUGCUGCAGAAUUCUGUUUCCACGCAGCUCGUCAGUACACACUCGACAGAAUCCAGUUUGGCGUGCCACUGGCGAGGAAUCAGCUGAUGCAGAAGAAAAUGGCCGACAUGCUGACAGAGAUAACCAUUGGCCUGCAGUCGUGUGUGCAGCUAGGAAGACUCAUCAAUGAGAAAAAAGCGGCCCCUGAGAUGAUAUCCAUGCUCAAGAGGAACAGCUGUGGUAAAGCCCUGGACAUUGCCAGGCAGGCCAGAGACAUGCUGGGAGGAAAUGGCAUCUCAGACGAAUACCACAUCAUCCGCCAUGUCAUGAACCUGGAGGCUGUCAACACAUACGAAGGUACUCAUGAUAUUCACGCUCUGAUCCUGGGCAGAGCCAUCACAGGACUGCAGUCCUUCACUGUGGACAAAUAGAUGGGACGUCUCAGCAGACACAGCCAGACUCUGUCAGAAAUGCAACUCACAUGUCAACUCUGUAAUAAGGCACAAGCAGUUUCCAGAUAGUUUGGAUGAAGUGUCAUCUGUAUAAAGGCAAUGUUUGUGUUCUUUCAGGUUUGUAGAAUAUAUAUUGAGUGAUUAUUUUGAGAGAAAGAACAAGUCAAGCUUGUCACCAAACUUGUGAACUGUUGUGAAGUGUAAUUAAUUCAAGUCGAUUUUCGAACUUAAAGAGGGCUAUUUUUCUACUCGCAGUCACAACAGUGUGGUUUCUUUUUCAGCUCCCUGUUCACAGUUGUACAGAAAAAGUUUUAAAAAAUUGUAUAGACUGUCAUUACCAUUCACUGUAGCAAAGUAUGAGUAAUUUGAAUGAGGUCAAGAUCCAGGUUUGCUGAUGGUUACUGAUGUAUGCAAAGUUAAUACUGUAAUUCUACAGCAACAAAGCAUAAAUUCCCACCACUGAUUUGGAAUUGCUUGUGAAGCUUUUCUGUUUUAAAUCUGACCCAAUUAUACAAAUGUUGUCACUGUAUAAUUCAUGCAUCUUACAGCUUUUAUCAUUAGGUACACCAUGGUGAUUACUCGUAGCACUUUACUACUACUACUUUACUACUAACACUAAGAUGUUGUAACUUUGCAUGGUUUGCCAGAGGUCGAAGAUGUUGAUUAGAGCUUUGAAUAAAUAAAAGUUAUUUAAAUGUU